AGUGGACUGCCAAGUGGGCGAACCAGCUCCGCAACUUCCAGCUUACCUUCGAUCAGGAUCGGAAGGUGGAUCCGCCAAGCAUUUUCAUUCCGGUCCUAGAGGAGAUGAUUCGCAUGGCAGCCGGGGUUUGCCUUCGAUCUGCCGCUGCAGAGGCACAGGAAGAGCAGACCCGCGACAAGCUCACCCUGAGCCAAGGUGUGAAGGAAAACAGUCAGGCCACGGCAUUGCAAGAGGCAAUGGCUGGACGAGUUGUGGAUGUUCGUUGCGUUGCGACCGCGGCUUGGGCCUUCAACUCAGGAGAUUCUUUGCGCUUGAUUGGCAGCGCGUGUGAUGUGCCCAAAGCUCUUCAGAACCUGUGGCAUGCCUACAACCAGGGGGUGCUCCGGAUGCUUGGGGAGAGAGGCAAGAGCCACACCCAUCAGCCACCGCCUGUGAACUUGGCCAGUUCAAGCCAGGCUGAGAUGAAGAAACUGCUGCUUCAAGUGAUGUCUGACCACGGCAUGUCCGAUGCUCAGCUUUCCGAUGCUUUUAAUGGAUUCGUGCUAACCCCCGACAACAUGAUCAAGCUCGUGGACGUUGCGGAGCGCCUCCGCGCUGGCCUUCCGUGCAUCCUAAUGGGCGAGGCUGGCUGCGGGAAGACGGUGCUCCUGCGACUGACGGCGCAACUGCUUGGGGCUGGCAAGCUGAACGAGCAUUCAGUGCAUGCAGGCACUUCAGUUGAAGAGAUCUUUGCAGUUUUGAAUGAAGCGGAGGCAAUGGCCCAGACCAUGGCCCAGACAGGCAAGCAUCAGAUGGUGAUUCAGUUCUGGGAUGAAUUGAACACGUGUCCACAUCAGCCACUCUUCAAGCAAAUCAUCGUCGACCGAGUAAAUCCCAGCACUGGCCGGUCCAUACACAAGUCAGUCACAUUUGUUGCAGCUUGCAACCCGUGGCGCUAUGCACAGAGCCAGGCCAUGUCUGCUGGCUUUGAAAGUCCACCUGUGGCCGAAGAUCGUCUUGCCGGGUUGGCCUACCGUGUGCACCCGCUGCCAGAGAGCCUGUUCGGGCAUUUGUCUUCUUUCGGCCAGCUUGAUUCCGCGACCGAGGCUGAGUAUGUUGAGAAGAUGGCAGAACGAAGCCCAAGUGUGCUGGAUGCGGAUGACAAGCCGCUCAAGCCUCCAGCGACGAGUGGGAGAAUCUGUAACAUCGUGGCUUGCUGCGUGAAGGUGGUGCAUGCUUUCUUCCGAGAGCGGCUCACGUUGACUGCCUCCUUGCGAGACCCCAACCGUUUGCUGAGACUUUGGUUCUUCAUCCGUUGGGAGUGGCAGAUGCGAGGGCUGAAUUUCACAGGUGCGGAUCUGGAAAAGCGGGAUCUUCAGUCCUUGAUGCUUGCCAUCCACCUCUGCUACGAGCUGAGACUUCCAAGCAUGGAACUUCGUCAGCAACUCGUGGCCGUUCUCCUUGCCGACUCGCAGCUAGGCGACUGCUUGCUGCAGCAUUUCCAUGACCAGCUUGAGGACGAGCAAAGCCGCCUGGAUUUAUGGCAAAAUGUCGUGCGGGAGGAGGAAGAUUACUGGCUUAAUGCUAUCAAUGUGCCGGACAACAUCGCCAAGAUCCGUGCAUUGAGGGAGAACGUUCAUGCCGCCCUCAUGUGCUCGAUGACGAGGACGCCCAUUUUCAUCCUUGGCAAGCCUGGAUGCUCAAAGUCGCUGACAGUAUCCCUGCUUGUAAGUGCGCUCACAGACCCCUAUUCCGAUGAGUUGAAGCACUUGGCAAGCUUCAGUGUUCAGCCGUACCAGGGGAGCCGUCAGUCGACAUCCAACUCCUUGCUGCAAGUUUUCGACCGCGCUCUGAAGCAGCAGGAGAAGCUCCGGAAGUUGAAGCGGCGAACGCGACCUUUGGCAUUGGUCUUGCUAGAUGAGGUGGGGCUUGCGGAGCAGAGCCCUCACAAGACACUCAAGGUGCUUCACUCUCGGCUGGAGCCCCGGAAGCCGGAGCAAGCCGUGUCCGUCAUCGCGAUCAGCAACUGGGAGCUGGACAGAUCCAAAAUGUCAAGGGCCCUCACCUUGGCAUGCCCCCCAGCCUCGGAAUCGGAUCUGCAAGAGAUCGCACUGGCCAUCAUCCGAGCAUACCUGGCCCACGACACCCAGAUCCGACGCCAGCUAGAGGCCAACUUGGAGCACAUCUCCCGGGCCUUCAUGGGGAUUUUGCAGAGCCAGCAGCCCAGUGAUUUCCAUGGUCUCCGAGACUGGUAUGGCAUGUGCUCCUACGCUGCACGCCUGUUGCUGGCAGCGGAUGACGCCAUGGAGCUGGUCUCCAAGGAGGCAUCACAAGGUGCACUCAUGAAGGCUGUGUCUGAUGCGUUGACCAUUGAAGCCAGACAGCUUGUGGAACUGUGUCCAGACAGGGAGCUCAAGUUCGUUCCAGCUGAUUGGGCCUUGCAAAUGGCGGUCUACAACAACUUCAGUGGAAACAGCAGGCACUCGGACAAUGGCCAGAUUGUGGACACGCUCAGCACCAUGCAACAAAGCGUGCACGCAGAUGAGGCUCAGGCUCAGUUCGUUCCGUCACUCGCACAAGUGUUGCCUCACUCCGCCACGACUGUUAAUCGGCUGGAUUCACUGUUGGGCGAUGUGGACGGCCGCCACAUCAUGGUAAUCACAGACUCACCAGUCCCGGUGAUUGCUUGGAUUGAACACCGUGCACGCACUGUUACCAAUUGGAAUCCAGAAAGUCUUGUAGGCAGUCCUCUGGAGCAGGAUCGAACAAGCACGGACAUGUACGCACAGAGCAUGAUUCAAGCCGCGAUUGUUAGCAUUGCGCAAGAACGGCGACUUCUCAUUUUACAGAACCUGAGCAUAAUCUACGCGGCUUUGUACGAUGUGUUCAAUUCGAACUAUUGCCGGGCUGGUGGUGACGGCCAGAGGUACUGUCGAAUUGCACGAGAGGGGUUCUGCAACCCUCGGUGCGCUGUCGCUGAGCAAUUCAAAGCGGUUCUUGUGGUCACUCGGGAGCGAGCUGCCGAGUACGAACCUGCAUUGCUCAAUCGCUUUGCAAAGCUAGAGGCCGAUGCCCCAGAAAUUUCGCAUGGCUUGCAAGGACCUCACAGUGUGUGUAUGCAUGUGUAUCUCAUUUAA
Molecule: messenger RNA, 3116 nt
Organism: Symbiodinium necroappetens
Lineage: Eukaryota; Dinophyceae; Suessiales; Symbiodiniaceae
Source: the annotation of a GenBank genome assembly